Molecule: messenger RNA, 2406 nt
Organism: Anopheles marshallii
Lineage: Eukaryota; Metazoa; Arthropoda; Insecta; Diptera; Culicidae
Product: ataxin-1-like
Exons: 5
Coding region: 1-2406 (801 amino acids)
Biological process (GO): regulation of DNA-templated transcription
Molecular function (GO): RNA binding; protein binding
Source: RefSeq, a predicted model, not a curated record
AUGUUGUCGGCGGUGGAGAAUUUGGGUACUGCCGGUCCGGGCCGUGUGCCGUAUUCACGCCACCAUGCGCAUCAACCGCAGCAUCAGCAUCCGGCGCAGCAUCAUGGGUAUCAUCCGCUGCACACGAUACUGUCACCAUCACCAAUCGGACAGCUGCAGCUGCCACCGAUGCUCGGUGCGCAAACAUCCCGGCCCCAUCCGAUGCCAUCGGUCGGCAACGAGUUUGCCCGGCCCUACCCAAAGCAACGGUACGAAGAAAAUCGUGGCUUCGGGAUACCGUCCGCAUUAACAGUGGAGCAACGGCUUAAGUACGGUGAUCCACCACCAUCCUCUGCUCCUGGUACAAAUAUACCAACGCACACGCAAACCGGUCCAGUGAACCUGGCCGUCAGCAAUGGUGGAAGUGCCGUUGGGAGGGACGAGUUUAGUUCCAUCGCUUACACGCAAUGUCAUCAAAGCGCAAACCCACCAAUCCAAUCGGAAGCAGGCGGUUCGAAAUAUCCGUCCGGUGCACUUCAACCAGGUGGCGCUUAUCAACAAAAGUAUCAGCAGGAACAGCAUCAGCAAAUGCUAGACUAUCUUGGUGCGCAGCAGCAAACGAGCGGAAACCGUAUGGUUUGCUACCCGGCAAUUGGGUCGCUCGAUGUGUUUGGAGGUUAUCCACCGCUAAAUUACGACAUGUAUCCGUACAGACGUGCUUAUAGACGUUCGACGUACGUACCACCGCCAAAUCAUCGACCACUGGAGGCACGGUACACUGGUGGAGCGGCCGCUUUUUUGCCACCACGUGCGCCACCACCAUCACCGGACGCAGGCACUAGCCGGCUUCCGAAAGCAGCCGCAGCGCCGAUUGCUAUCAAAUCAAAAAUGUGGCAUUUGCCAUCAUCAUCGCCACCAGCACCACCUACGCCAUCGUCGCUGGUCUCAUCGCAUUAUGCUGGCAGAGAUAUUGCGAUGCCGACAGCAUCUAGCAGUGUGAUCGCCACCAGCGGGGUUGAUACACUCAUUGAAUCGUACCGGGCGCUGAAAUCCGCUCACAUGCAACAUCCGUACCCUAGAAUGUGGGCACCCGAUCCGCUACAGCCAUCGCAGGCGAACGCCGCAUAUCUGAACGAUCUGCCCAAUGUCGCCGGGCACGAUGAGGAUAAUAAUGGCCCACAGUAUCCGAUGAUUACACACGGUACGCCUGUAAGUCACAUGCCAACACUUCAGGAUACGUAUAUGGCUGCCAUACAGCAGCGUCAUCGACCGAAAUUCGGUUCCAUGCCAUCUGCUAGCACGGACACAUCGUCCACCGCCAGUCUAAUUCAGCAGGAGUUUAAGGUACCGCAAGGUCAAGGUAUGGAAGGCUUACAAAAGUCACGCCUGGGAAAUAUACGAGUAGCUGAUCCACAGCUAAUGGUUGGGAAUGGCACGUCGUACGCCACUGCACUCGGUGCAUUCGACGGAGCAGCCAAUACUCGCCGCAGCAACAUCGAGAUCGAGUCGCACGAGCUACCGGAGGGUAGCGGUGGCGCCCAUCACCAAAUUUUGCACACGACAGUACUGAAGCCGAAAAUGUUUCUACGGGGAUCUUUGAUUUCCUUCCGGAACGGUGUGAAGAAACCGGUCGAACAAGUACGACUGGAGGAUUUCCUGCUUACAGCUGCCAUUUCGCCGGACGUGCGCCUAACGGAGGCACAAACGCGUCGUAUCACACCGCGCUACAGCGGUAGUCCGGGAGAUUCGGUCAAGAGAAUACUGGUGCGCUUCGCCUACGACCAGCAGCAGCGUCAUGGUGCCCUCGAGACGACCAUCGACUAUCCGUUCUUUGUUACGACCAAGGGUUGGACUUCGUAUAGUCCGGAGCGCACAUUCAACAGCUACGGGUUGGAAUGCGCCCCGAUGGAGGUUGGUGACGUGUUUAUCGUACUUGUGCCGCGUCAUCUGUCGCCCGAAAGUAUUCGCCAGGAAGAGUUAUCGGAAUGCCACGAGCGAGCAUCCGAUCACUUCCCAACGCAGCAGAACAGUGAGAGUCUGCAUUUAUUAAACGUCUUUUCGAUGCAUCCAAACGGUACUCAAAGCUCGCCCACAGAGGAGCACUUGUGCCUUCAGCAUCUGCUGCAACAACAGCAGCAGCGGAGUAAAGCAUCCGUUGCGGAAAUGGAAAAUGCAUCGGCUGAGGAACAACAGCGUGAAGAAAAUGGUGGCAGUCCUACGAUCCUGGUCGACGAUAAUUCUCCAAUUACGCGCGAUUGGAUGGCGGCAACCACUUCCGACGCUUCCAAAGCAUUCGGGUCUGGAAAGCGGCACCAGGACGGACAACGGCGAGCUACCGGCAAGCGUAAGCUUGCAGAGAUGCAGUCGCAGGAAAUUUUCCGUCAGGGCAUUCCGGACAACUCCCGCGCCGAACAGCAAACGCCGUAG